Molecule: messenger RNA, 1375 nt
Organism: Eutrema salsugineum
Lineage: Eukaryota; Viridiplantae; Streptophyta; Magnoliopsida; Brassicales; Brassicaceae
Product: staphylococcal-like nuclease CAN2
Exons: 8
Coding region: 153-1148 (331 amino acids)
Cellular component (GO): cytoplasm
Source: RefSeq, a predicted model, not a curated record
GUAAUCUGUUUAAUUGAUUUUUCCUUGGACAAAAGAUGUUAAGUGAGAGUACAGUUUCUUCAAAGAGAUUGCUCAUCGUCCUUCCUCUGUAGGAUUUCGUCUGAUUUUAGGAAAGAUCGAAACUUUUUGGACUUCCUGAAAUUGGAUCAAAGAUGGGUAACGCGCUUAGAUUUCUCUACGGAAAAUGCUGCAAACCCUCGACGGACGACGAGUCUCUCGGGCCUCACGGCGUCUCCGCCGCCACCGUUGGUGUUUCAGCUCUUGCUCACGAUCUCUUCAACUUCGAGAUCACUUCCCAGGUUCCUGAAGGACUUGGGAGGUACGUUGUGUCGUCAAGAAAAGCUCAAUCAAAAUGGUAUAGAAAAAUACUUGAGGCAUGGAAGCAAGCUAAGCCUCCACCACAGACGGCAGAGGAAGCUUCUAGGCUUGUUAUUGAGAUCUUGAAAGUGCAUCAGAAAGCAGAUGUUGAGGGACUUUUGUCUUUCUAUGGACUCCCUUUGCCUCACACUCUGGUUGAGCUCUCUACUGAAGCUCCUGUGUCUUUGCCUGAAGGAAUUCUUUUCGAAUUUCAAACGCUUCCGGUGGAUCCAAAAGCUGUGGCAGAUGGAGACACCAUCACAGUUUAUGUCAGUACUUCCGAACCGGUUAUGUCAUCUUCUGUUCCAAGGGAAGUAAUUGUUGCAGCUGCUCAAAGAGCAAAAGCACGAGAGAAGAAGGAUUACACAAAAGCAGAUGAACUUCACCAAAAGAUCAUUGAGUCCGGUUACAGAGUGCUUAAUAUUCAGAAUGAGGAAGUGCUUGCUCGGAAGUUCAGGAUUAGACUAAGGGGAAUAGAUGCACCAGAGAGUCAAAUGCCAUUUGGGAAAGAGGCACAAGAAGGGCUCCUUAAGAUUGUUCAAUGGAAAAGCUUGAAAGUGUUAGUUUAUGGAGAAGAUCAAUAUGGGCGAUGCGUAGCAGAUAUUUACUGCAAUGGGGUUUUUGUUCAGGAGGCAAUGCUAAAGAAAGGUCUUGCUUGGCAUUACGUAACUUAUGACAAGCGCAUGGUUCUUGCAAAGUGGGAAAAGGAGGCAAGACAGAAGCGUAUUGGCUUGUGGGCUUCUUCAAAUCCAGAGAAGCCAUGGGACUGGAGAAGGAACAGACGUGUGUAGACAACGUUUGGACAAAAACGCAGAUAUCAACGUUUAAACAUUUGAAAGUUGAUAUUAUUGGUGGGUUUCUCUUAUUAUGUAAUCAUUUUCCUUUGUAAAAUUUGUCUAAAUGGUGUGUAUAUUCAUUGUAAGUCUGAUGAGACAUAUCACUGACCAAGAGGUCCAAGACGUCUAAUUUUCAAAUUGAUUAAAUCCGGCGGUGUCGUGUAAUGUUAUUGAAUGACAAU